Triticum turgidum subsp. durum (durum wheat) is the source of this 735-nucleotide messenger RNA. Lineage: Eukaryota; Viridiplantae; Streptophyta; Magnoliopsida; Poales; Poaceae. The record is from the annotation of a GenBank genome assembly.
AUGGACGGAUCCCACUCCCACGCGGCCGGAGGCGGCGAGGGGACGCAGAGGACGCUGAACCCCUAUGUGACUGGUAACUCUGUGAUUGCAAUGAAAUACAAGGAUGGUGUGAUCAUGGCAUGUGACACUGGAGCCUCCUAUGGGUCAACUCUGCGAUACAAGAGCGUGGAGCGUAUCAAGGAGGUUGGUAAGCAUAGUCUUAUUGGAGGGAGUGGGGAGUUUAGUGAUUUCCAGGAGAUUCUGCGCUAUCUGGAUGAACUGACUCUGAAUGAUCAUAUGUGGGAUGAUGGCAACUCAUUGGGCCCCAAGGAAAUCCAUGCAUACCUGACAAGGGUGAUGUACAACCGGCGCAAUAAGUUUGACCCCCUGUGGAACUCCCUGGUGCUUGGUGGAGUGAAGAAGGGCCCAAAGGGUGAUGAGAAGUAUCUUGGCAUGGUUAACAUGAUUGGUACACACUUUGAGGAGAACCACAUUGCCACUGGAUUUGGGAACCACAUGGCAAUCCCAAUACUUCGUGGUGAAUGGCGUGAGGACAUGACCUUUGAAGAAGCUGUUAAGCUGAUUGAGAAGUGCCUGCUGGUCUUGUUGUACCGUGACCGGUCAUCCAUCAACAAAUUCCAGAUUGCCAAGAUCACGACCGAGGGAUCGACCAUCUACCCGCCGUAUGCCCUGAAGACCAACUGGGGAUUUGCCGCCUUUGAGAACCCGUCCAAGGGCGCUGUAGGAACAUGGUAG